This is a messenger RNA of Macrosteles quadrilineatus (aster leafhopper), 829 nucleotides long. Its product is annotated as cuticle protein 16.5-like. The record is from RefSeq and is a predicted model, not a curated record. The transcript has 2 exons. The coding region runs from base 11 to 745 and encodes 244 amino acids. Lineage: Eukaryota; Metazoa; Arthropoda; Insecta; Hemiptera; Cicadellidae.
AUCUGUCACCAUGCUCUUACUGACUGUCCUCCCUCUGCUGCUGUCCGCGGUAUCCGCCGGAUACGUCGGCUCUUACGGCGCUCUCUCCUACGCCCCCGCCCCCGUAGUGGCCGCUCCUGCCGUGAGCUACGCUGCCCCAGCCGUCAGCUACCAUGCCCCUGCAGUGAGCUACGCCGCCCCAGUAGUCAAAGCUGCACCUGUAGUCUCCUAUGCUGCCCCUGCUGUGAGCUACGCCGCACCUGCAGUAAGCUACGCUGCACCCGCAGUAAGCUACGCCGCCCCAGUGGUCAAAGCCGCGCCAGUUGUGUCCUAUGCCGCCCCGGUAGUCAAAGCUGCCCCUGUUGUAAGUUACGCUCCUGCCGCCACCUCCUAUUCCAACUCCUACCGAGUUUCUUCUAGCUACGCCCCUGCUUACACUGCAGCCUACCACGCACCCGUAGUCGCCGCCCCUGUAGUCAAGGCAGCUCCGGUCGUUUCCUACGCUGCGCCUGCUGUAAGCUACGCCGCACCUGUAGUCAAAGCUGCCCCCGUAGUCUCAUACGCCGCUCCAGCUGUUAGCUACGCUCCCAGUUACGCCGCAGCCUACCAUGCCCCUGCCGUUAGCUACGCCCCUAGCUACGCUGCUGCAUACCAUGCACCGUCUGUCAGCUACGCUCCCAGCUACGCAGCUGCCUACCACGCGCCCGCUGUCAGCUACGCUGCCCCCUACGGCUACGCUUCUGCCCUCAAGACUUACAUUCACUAAGCGGUGAAUUCUGUUGUUGAACGACAUUUAUCUCGUGUUGUACAAAUGUUUGUUUGUGAAUAAAUUAUUUAUUUAUUGCAGUUA